AUGCCUCCGAAACGCCGACAACCACCCCCCCGAGACCCCGAUUCAGAACCCGAGCCCCCUCCCCGCGAGAAUGACAACGACCCCUCCGACGAAGAAGCAGAAGAAGGCGACUCGGCCUUCGAACAAACUCCCCUCCCGUUCUACAACACCACCUUCUCCGCGCACCGCGUUUCGCCCCUCUACCUCGGCGCCGAGUCGCUUUCGCCCAACCGACUGCAGCUACUUGCGCAGCGAUUACGCGACCGGUUGGUUGGUGAUGUGGUGAGGGGCGUGGAGAUUGGGGAUGGGGGGGAUUCUGUUGUUGCACGUGCCGGGGCGCUGGAGAGGGUGGAUAUCUCGUGGGUUAAGGUGGCGGAUGUGUUGCGAUUUUCGGAGCAGGAUGUAGAGGGGAUUGUGCAGCGGGCAGGGGGAGAUGAAGGUGAUGAGUCAAGCUGGGGAAAGGCAGCGGGAGAGUUGCAGGACAAGAAGGCGCUGCACGUUGCGCUGCAGUAUGAGCUGGUGUCGUGCACCGCAUUUCUACUUCCCCGACUGCGCGGCGAUGCGAAGAUGCAGGGCACAGACCCGCCGACGCGGUUUAUGGUUGGAAGCGGGGGAGAUGCGAUGGAUUGGGAACAGUCGGUCGACCCAGCGCAUUUCAUGUCUUUGCCGCUUCUGCUUCUGCGCAUGCCGCCGCCGCUCAAAACGAUCAUGGCCGAUUUCCUGGCCGCCAUGUUCGACUGCCGGGUUAGUCCCAUGCGGUUGGGCACCCAGAGUUUGAUCCGGAACUGGGAAGCCUGGGUUCGAACAGUCAGUGGCCCAACACGGGGAACAGCCAUCAAGGACGCCGUUCUUACGCUCGGCUUCCACGUUCAACCUCCGGCUGUUCCGGUACCAACGCUGGAGGACGAUGCGGAUGACAGUGUUGUGACGGAGCAGAAGCAGACCCUAGGGCUCAAGUCGGUUGAUGUCAUAAUUCCUGCAGCAGAACUCCGGAAAUUUGUGGCCGCAGGAAAGCGUGUGGCUAGCGCAAAAAGCGACAAAACGACCUCGUCCACCGGCUGGGCCUGGGAAAACGAUGUGCAGGAACGGAGGAAACUGGCAGGACGGCUUCAAGAAGAAGGCUGGGAAUGGCUUAAGUCAACUUCUCCACCUGGUGGACGCGAAUCGCAUCCGUUCACAGAGGCACUGGCAUGUUAUCUGCAGGAGCAUCUCGGUCUGAAUCUGCUGCAUCCAAGCGUCCGCGUUAUCAAGAUUGCAUGUGGUGGGUUCGCCAUGUCUGAGUCACGGCUGAAGGUAUUCGUGCCAUCAGAUGCGGGACAGCGUGACGUUGCGUUGGAGGUACUCGGAAGAUUGACCGAGAAAACUUGA
Messenger RNA from Dichotomopilus funicola, 1347 nucleotides. RefSeq names its product kinetochore complex Sim4 subunit Fta1-domain-containing protein. Lineage: Eukaryota; Fungi; Ascomycota; Sordariomycetes; Sordariales; Chaetomiaceae. The transcript has a single exon. The record is from RefSeq and is a predicted model, not a curated record. The coding region runs from base 1 to 1347 and encodes 448 amino acids.